GGCAAUCCGAUGUUAAAAGAUCUACCAUAGAUUCGAGUUUCUAAGUUUACAAGGUCACUAAACCCACGUUUUCCGUUACCAAAUCUUAGCUGUUUCAAGGUGUAGUGAUCUACAAAACUCAAAAGAUAUCAAUAAAUAAACAUGCUUCGAGUACUUCAAAAAAGAAUCUCCAAGAAUUUGGCAGCACAAUGCACAAGGAUGGUUGCUACAGGGAAAUCACCUGAAGUGGAAGUACCAGAGCUUGAGGAAUCAUUUGCUAAUUCCAAGAAACUUCCUGAAAGAGGCAUGAAUAAGGUCACACUUGUAGGUCGAGUAGGCAGAGUCCCAGAGCAGAGAGGAACAAGUGAACACCCUGCUGUAAUAUUUCCAUUAGCUACAAACAUGACCUUCAAAAGGGCUAAUGGGGAAUUGACAACUAGAACAGACUGGCACAGAGUUUGUGUGUUUUUACCUGGUUUAAGAAAUAUUGCUGCUAACAGAGUAAACAAAGGAGAUCGUCUACUUGUAGAAGGGUCACUAUCUUACCAAAGAUACACAGAUUCUGAUAAUAAAGAAGUCAAUGUUACAUCCAUCCUUGCUAAUAACAUCCUCAUCUUAUCAAGGCGACCAAAUCAAGUAGAGCAGGAGGAGCCAGAGGAAGCUUAAACCCAAAUGUUGAUCAACUAGUGAUGUCAUUAUUUUGUUCAAGAGUGCCAGAAUUAAAUUUUUUUUGUAAUGUACUACUGGAAGAGUGAGUUAUGUGUGUGAUAAUGUAUGGUGGCUACAGUUCAUAGCUCUGAUCAAAUGUUAAUUUUUACUUAUUGGAGAUCUAUGAAGAUUCAAUUCAUGUAGGGAUCAUUACAUUUUUUUUGUUGACCUGACAUUGAUGUUAGUAAAAAUGAAUCUUUUUAUAUAUUUAUUAUAUGAAAAAAAAAGUUUUGUAAAAUAAAAGUAUUAGCUCUGACAUU
This is a messenger RNA of Biomphalaria glabrata, 947 nucleotides long. Its product is annotated as single-stranded DNA-binding protein, mitochondrial-like. The transcript has 6 exons. Gene Ontology annotation, cellular component: mitochondrial nucleoid. Gene Ontology annotation, molecular function: single-stranded DNA binding. The record is from RefSeq and is a predicted model, not a curated record. Bases 142 to 645 code for a protein of 167 amino acids. Gene Ontology annotation, biological process: positive regulation of helicase activity; mitochondrial DNA replication. NCBI's taxonomy places the organism in Eukaryota, Metazoa, Mollusca, Gastropoda, Planorbidae.